Molecule: messenger RNA, 2511 nt
Organism: Schistosoma rodhaini
Lineage: Eukaryota; Metazoa; Platyhelminthes; Trematoda; Strigeidida; Schistosomatidae
Source: the annotation of a GenBank genome assembly
GGGAGAACAAAAAUAUCGUCCGGUUUACACCAGCUCUUCAAAAAGAUAUUGGGUAUAGGAAAAUUCUUAGUUUUUCCUGCCUUUAUAAUUACAGAACUAAGGUCAUUUCUUAAAAUAACCUAAUGUUCAAGGUUUCUGGUUCAGCCAUCAAACAAUGACUCGCAGUUGAAAUAUUUACUGAUUAGUCGUGUUUUCUACCCAUUGUAUUGCGCAUUUCUAUUUUCCAUCAUAAAGAUCAAUACACAGAAAGUUAACGGGUAUUUGGUCCUUGGGUAGUGUGUUCAGAGCUUCUGUACGUGAAUGGCUGUGACGCCUUUCUUCAGUUUGCGCAACUUAGUCCUGAACAAGUGCAACAAUUUUUUACUUCCUGGAUCAUCCCGAGAUAAAUGCUACAAGUUUCUGCUCGAUGGCUACUUUGUCGGAUUCAUUCACCCAAUGUUUUUGGAUUGGCUAUUGAAAUAUGCAAACGUUUUUGUGAAGACUUCUCAUCCGCAACACGGUGAUCAUUGUAUUACAGUGCACCAGGCCUUAAUAAAUGUGAACGACCGUAGCAAUGCAGUGGCAGAAGUAAUGCAAGACUUGCGAGCCACAAGUCCUUUCAAGGCUCUAAAAGGGUGGAGAAACGAGGACUAUGGCGUUUACAUUCAUAACCGUGAAAAAGUAUUAUUAAGAAUUGAACGUUCAGCAUCGAGUCUUCUGGGUAUUACACGAUAUGGUGUACAUGUAAAUGGUUUCUCCUUAAAUCGAUACAACUACUCUAAAAAGUCUGAUCGAAUUGUUAAUGGCAGCUCACAUAAUUCCAAUGAUUCUAAUUCACUCGCUCAAAUUGAUCCGGACAAUGUUUUUAUGUGGCUCGGUCUACGAUCAAUAAACAAACCUACAUCUCCUGGAAUGCUCGAUAAUAUGGCUGCUGGAGGUUUAACAUAUGGUCUCGAUGUAAUGGAAUGUGCUCGUAAAGAAUGUCAAGAGGAAGCAAGUGUACCGGAGCAUAUGCUUGGCAAACUAACCCUUGUAAAUCAAAUCAGGUUUCUGUUCAGCCUGAAGUGAUGUUAUGUGCUGAGAGGAGAGCAUGAAUGUGAUGAGCUGCUUAUGUUAGAAAAAUCUGAAGAAGAAACAAGAGAAAAAGUAGGUCGACGACUCUAUGGAAGCCCACAAGAGGAUGUACCUACUUUUAUUAAUGAAUGCAGUCGACAAAAGUUUGCAGUAAGGCAAGCGUGAGUUUUAAAAAAUCUGAUUAUUGAAGCUUAAAGCUAGUGGAGUAAGAUUUCGAUGUUUUAGCGGGUGAUCCUAAUAUAAAUUCGAGAUAAGUUCUUAUUGAAAAAUAAAUAAAUAAAAUACUAGAGGUCGCUAAAUAUUCGUUUAUCUUAGUUUAAGAUUUCUUGCUUGUACGUGUCUUCUAUAAUCUACCCUAUCCUCAUCAAUUCUCUAUAUGUAUACAUUUUACUAGUUAGGUAGGUAGAUAAUAUAUCACUGUAUUUUCACAUGUUAGUACAGUUAAUAAAAAAAUCAUAUAUCGACUUAUUGUUUCUACCUCUGUCAUGGUCAUCACUUAGUAUUGAUAGAUACUUUGUUCAAUAACUUAAUUCAUUAACUUUAAAUAUGAAACAUGUCAUACAAAUUAUAAGGAUACUGUCAGACUUAACUAUAAUUCAGACUCUUCACUUAAUACAUUUGAUGAGAUCAGCAACAUUUAUUUCAAACUAACACCAAUUCUAUCAAGAGGAUAUAAUUAUUUCAGGCAGUAAGUUAUAUACACCGAUAAAAUGAUAAUAUCUUUAAAGAAUUUUAAUGAUUGAUGCUUUCAAAAUUAAAGAUAGUCACACAUGCACGAUAAACGUGAUCCUGCAGCAAUAACCUUAAUCUGUCGUAAAGUAGUCGUUGAAUUACUUUAAUGGUAUCACAGAUAUGUCGAUUACGUCAUUAUCGCCUCAUUAUCAUAAUCCUUUCCAUUUAUUCGGGAUCAUUUAGUUGAUGACUUGAAACAGAUCUUUUGCUUUCAAACCCUCGUAUUACUUAAUCUUCUCUGUUAGCUCUACUACUAUUAUUGCUCAUUACUAUCAUUGUUAUUCUAAGUAUCUUAUUAGUUUUAAAGUAUAAAUCUACCCUGGUAUUCAAUUUUUAAGGUCAAAUAACAAACACAUUUGUAAAGUCAUGUGUAUAAUUUGUAAUAACUUAAAGUAAUCUCAGUUAAUUUAUUAACGUCUUAUUAAUAUAUUUAUGUAUUUGUUUUAAUUUGUAUUUCCCUUUUGAAGAUAACUUAAUUUUUUUUGUAUAUGUACCAUUGUAAUAUGUCAUUAUGAAUAAAGUGAACUAGUCAGCUGAUAAAUAGUGCAUAAUUUACCUGUUUCUUUUUAAAAAAUGUUUAUGGGUUUUUGCCGAUUUUCAAGUUACCUGGCCUAUGUGCGGGUGUGAGGGGGGGAGUUGCAUCUAUUUUAAUGUUAAUCUAACUGAUAAAAUUUAUCGGUCAUUGUUGUUAAGUAUAUAAAUAAUUAAUUUUGUUCACUAAUGUGC